Molecule: messenger RNA, 2537 nt
Organism: Pyrus x bretschneideri (Chinese white pear)
Lineage: Eukaryota; Viridiplantae; Streptophyta; Magnoliopsida; Rosales; Rosaceae
Product: ciliary rootlet coiled-coil protein 2
Exons: 18
Coding region: 192-2231 (679 amino acids)
Source: RefSeq, a predicted model, not a curated record
UAGUUUGACAUUCUGUGGUUUUACACAUUUUCUUGCAGCAAGCAAACGAAGCAAAACGAAAGCAAACUGCCCCUCUUCGUCUUUCUCUUCCUCUUCCUCUUUCUCUCCCUCUCCGGCCUUGAAUCCGAAUUCCUCCCCGCUGCUCUUCUCGUCGUUCCUAUAACAUAUUCAGUUUCUGUUUCUAGCAAUGGAUGAAUGAUUUAAGCGACAAGGAAUCGUUGUUGGCUCGGAUUCAUCAGCUCGAAAAUGUUUGUGACCCUCAGUGGUGUUCCAGAGUCGAGUCUAUACUAAAAUGUAAGGUAAAAUAUGGGGAUUAUAAUGUUUCACAGAGCGUGAUGAAUUGCGCAAAGACAUUGAACAACUGUGUAUGCAACAAGCUGGACCAAGCUACCUUGUUGUGGCCACUAAGAUGCAUUUCCAAAGCUGGUUUGGAGCAGGAGAUUGAAAACUUGAAAAAGAAGCUAGCUGCUUGCACGAGAGAUUAUGUGAAUCUUCAAGAGGAGCUUUCUGAGGCUUACAGAAUCAAAGGCCAGUUGGCUGAUCUACAUAGUGCAGAGGUUGCAAAGAAUGUGGAAGCAGAAAAGCAGCUUAAAUUUUUCCAGGGCUGUGUGGCUGCAGCUUUUGCCGAACGAGAUCAUUCAAUAAUGGAGGCUGAGAAGGCUAGGGAAAAAGAGGAUCUCAUGUCAAACAAAUUAUGUGAUAUAGAGAAGAGAUUAGAAGAACUUACUGCAGAUUUUUCUAAACAGAAGAAGCUUAGUGAUAAACUGCAAAGUGAUUUAGCAAUGCAAGAGGAGCAGAUUGAAGCUUUCAAGAAGGUAAUUGACAAAUUUUAUGAGAUCAGACAGCAAAGCCCCGAGGGAUGUGAAGAUACAAGUUGGGACAGAAAAUGUGCAUGCCUUUUGCAUGAUCCUGCAGAAUGGUGGUGUUUCAAGGAUGCUUCCACAUCUAAAUAUAUUAGUGCAUUAGAGGAAGAGCUCGAGAGGAUGAGGAAAUCUGUAGAUAACCUUCAAUACAGGCAACGGAUGGGCUUGGAAAUCGAAAAUCAUUUAAAGCGGAGAGUUGGCGAAUUGGAAAAGAAAAAAAUCCUCACAUAUAAAAUGAUAAGGCAUGAGAUUACAGAAUUGCAUCAUUACCAUUCUCAGCAUAGAGUUCUCAUCAUGAAUUUACUUGAUGAGGGAAAGGCUAGUAUCAAAACAAUAAUUGAUGCAAUAAAGGAAAAUAGUAGGCAAAUUGAUGCGACCCGACUUGAAAAGGAGGGGCCUUCUCCGCGAGAUAUAAAGCACGACAAAUAUGAAGGCCAAGAGGUGCAUAAAAAUACCGAUGCUGAUCCCCAAUUGGUAUCCAAGAAUAGUGGUCCUGACUCAUCAGAGUUUGUGGCAGUUAGAGGGAAUGAUUCCUCCGAAGUCCUUGCACAGGCAUUGCAAGACAAGGUCUCAACGUUAUUGCUUUUAUCACAGCAGGAAGAAAGACAUUUACUUGACAGGAAUGUGAAUGCAGCUCUUGAAAGAAAAAUAGAAGAGCUUCACAGAAGUUUACAGCAGGUUACGAAUGAAAAGGUAAGAGCUCUAAUGGAGUUUGCACAAUUGAAGCAGGAUUAUCAUCAGCUUAAAGAGAGAAUGGGUCAGGGGACAAAUAGAGAAAAUUUGGCCGCUGAAAUUGGGGAGAGGAAGGUAGUAACUCGUGAAAGAGAUGGAAGGCUAAAAAGUUUGCUGAAGAAAACGUACUUGAGUCGUUGGGCUGGUAAUGUAGACUUUAGGGGACAUGAAGCUGCAGGUGGCCAAAAUGUCGAGGGGAAUCUAUCUGGCAAGGGGUCCAAUAGCAUGGAGUUUGCCAGAAUGAAAAUUGAAAUAGCAACACUUCGAGAAAGCAUGGGAAGUAUGGAGCAUCUGACUACGACAGUUCACAGGCUUCGUCUAUCCCUUUCAAAGGCCAAAGAGUUGGUGACUUCUGGAAGUACAGCAGUUGCUAGCCUAUCAGAAGCCGUCAAUGGCAUUAUUAAUGAGGCAAAACUAGUGAAGACUGCACUUAGCAGCUCCCUGCCGAUUAGUUGGUCAGCAGACGAAGACGAUGGAGUUAAUCGUCAGAGUGUCAGCAAUGAGCCAGGUCAUGCUUAUGGGAAGGCCAGUCAUGAGAAGAUAGAUUCUGUUUAUGCUGCCGGAUUUGAGAUGGUGGAGCUCCUAAUACUUGCAGCGCAAAUAUUGAAAGACAACACGAGCAAAACUGGUUCCUAACUGAAAUGGGAAUGGUCUACUGUAACUUGGGUAAAAUGGUUCAUGAUGAUCGGUUAGACGCCAAAGCAUAACUGGUACCCCUGAACAAAUUGAUGCUAACGGGAGAGUCGGGUACACUGAGAAUUCUUCAAGAAGUAAAAAAUGAAACUCAGUCGUCGAGGGCCGAAUGCAGAUUUGUGCAGUAUCUUGUCAUUGUACAUUUGUAACCGGUUGCAUUGUAAAUCUGUUUUCCGUUGAGUGAUUAGGGGUGUUUAGGGAAUUCAGUACCUCUCAGAACAUGCUUUAGAUGCAUUCAUCUGUUGUUCA